This is a messenger RNA of Leopardus geoffroyi (Geoffroy's cat), 6514 nucleotides long. It is a transcript of the gene SEZ6L, whose product is annotated as seizure related 6 homolog like. Gene Ontology annotation, biological process: synapse maturation. Gene Ontology annotation, cellular component: endoplasmic reticulum; neuronal cell body. The record is from RefSeq and is a predicted model, not a curated record. Lineage: Eukaryota; Metazoa; Chordata; Mammalia; Carnivora; Felidae. Bases 218 to 3265 code for a protein of 1015 amino acids. The transcript is spliced from 17 exons.
CGGCUCCUCCUCACUCGCCCGCCCGCGCCCGGCGCAGCUCGGCCAGAGCGAUCGCGGGGCUGAGCGCGCGUCCGCCCGGGGGGCUCCGGCGGCUGCCCGGGCCCGCGGACCCCUGCCUCGCAGCGCCUGCCCUGCGCGCUCGCCGCCUCCCCGCUUCCAGGCUCCCGCGCCCGUCCGCCUGUCCGCAGCCCGCGGCCCCGCGCCCCCCGCAGCCACGAUGCCCGCGGCCCGGCCGCCCGCCGCGGGACUCGGCGGGACCUCGCUGCUCCUCGCCCUGCUUCUGGGGAGCCCCGCGGCAGCUCUGGCGGGAGAUGUGCCCCAGGAAGGAGACCCUGGCCCUUCCGGUGCUUCCCUUCUGCCCUCGGGAGCACUAGAGAGCAGCAGUCUGAGCAAAGAGAGCCGCGAAGAGAGAGUGACAACGGCCCCUCCGAAUCCAGCCCAGUCAGGGGAAGAUCUCAGCGAGCCGGGGCUGCAAGGGACAGCCCCCUCCGCCGCUCUGUCCACAGCGCUGCCCGAGGAGGCCGCCACCAAGCGCGCCCUCCCCUCCGGGAAGAGGCUGCCUUCUCUCAAGCAGGUGAACUCGGCCAGGAAGCAGCUGCGGCCCAAGGCCACCUCCGCGGCAGCCGUCCAGAGGGCUCUGUCCCAUCCGGCAUCAUCCGGCCCGGGGCUCCUCUCCUCCGCCACGGAGAAGCCCCGCCCACCGGGGGACCCCGAGCCCGCAGCCUCCGAGGAGCCACUGUGGCUGGACCAGAAGGCAGGUGCGGACCCCACGACGCCCGCGCCCCUGCAGAUCUCCCCCUUCACCUCGCGGCCCUACGUGGCCCACACGCUCCCCCAGAAGCCAGACCCUGGGGAGCCCUCCGUGCCUGACGACCCCCACGAGGCUCCCCCCGAGGACGCUAGUCCCAUGACCUGGAUGGACAAAGGUGAGAGCGAACUGACCGGCUCAGCCUCCGAGGAGAGCCAGGAGACCACGACGUCCACCAUCAUCACCACCACGGUCAUCACGACUGAGCAGGCUCCAGCUCCCUGCAGUGUGAGCUUCUCCGAUCCUGAGGGGUACAUCGAUUCCAGUGACCACCCGCCACUGCCCCUCAGCAGCUUCCUGGAGUGUACCUACAACGUGAUGGUCUACACUGGCUACGGUGUGGAGCUCCAGGUGAAGAGUGUGAACCUGUCUGACGGGGAGCUGCUCUCCAUCCGCGGGGUGGACGGUCCCACCCUGACUGUCCUAGCCAACCAGACUCUCCUGGUAGAGGGGCAGGUCAUUCGAAGCCCCACCAACACCAUCUCUGUCUACUUCCGGACCUUCCAGGACGACGUCUUCGGGAACUUUCAACUGCACUACCAGGCCUUCAUGCUGAGCUGCAGUUUUCCUCGCCGGCCCGACUAUGGGGAUGUCACAGUGAUGGACCUGCAUUCGGGUGGGGUGGCCCACUUCCACUGCCACCUGGGUUACGAGCUCCAGGGGGCCAAGACGCUGACUUGCAUUAACGCCUCCAAGCCCCACUGGAGCAGCCAGGAGCCCAUCUGUUCAGCCCCUUGCGGAGGGGCUGUGCACAACGCCACCAUUGGCCGCGUCCUCUCCCCAAGUUACCCUGGAAACGCCAACGGGAGCCAGCUCUGCGUGUGGACAAUCAAAGCUCCAGAGGGCCAGAAGCUGCAUCUGCAUUUUGAGAGACUGUCGUUGCAUGAGAAGGACAGGAUGAUGGUCUACAGUGGCUUGAUCAACAAGUCAGCUCUUCUCUAUGACUCCCUCCAAACCGAGAGCGUCCCCUUUGAGGGUCUGCUGAGUGAGGGCAACAGCAUCCGCAUUGAGUUCACGUCCGACCAGGCACGGGCAGCCUCAGCCUUCAACAUCCGGUUCGAGGCCUUUGAGAAAGGCCACUGUUAUGAGCCCUACAUUCAGAAUGGGAAUUUCACCACAUCCGACCCGACCUAUAACAUCGGCACCACAGUGGAGUUCACCUGCGAUCCCGGCCACUCUCUGGAGCAGGGUCCGGCCGUUAUCGAGUGCAUCAAUGUGCGGGACCCGUACUGGAACGACACAGAGCCCCUAUGCAGAGCUACGUGUGGCGGGGAGCUCUCUGCCGUGGCCGGGGUGGUGCUGUCCCCGAACUGGCCAGAGCCGUACGUGGAAGGUGAAGAUUGUAUCUGGAAGAUUCACGUGGGGGAAGAGAAACGGAUCUUCUUAGAUAUCCAGUUCCUGAACCUGAGCAACAGCGACAUCCUGACUAUCUAUGACGGCGAUGAGGUCAUGCCUCACAUCUUGGGGCAGUACCUUGGGAACAGCGGCCCCCAGAAGCUGUACUCGUCCACACCAGACCUAACCAUCCAGUUCCACUCAGACCCCGCCGGCCUCAUCUUUGGGAAGGGCCAGGGAUUCAUCAUGAACUACAUAGAGGUGUCAAGGAAUGACUCCUGCUCAGACUUGCCCGAGAUCCAGAACGGCUGGAAAACCACCUCUCACACGGAGCUUGUGAGAGGAGCCCGAAUCACCUACCAGUGUGACCCCGGCUAUGACAUCGUGGGGAGUGACACCCUCACCUGCCAGUGGGACCUCAGCUGGAGCAGCGACCCCCCAUUUUGCGAGAAAAUCAUGUACUGCACCGACCCCGGGGAAGUGGACCACUCAACCCGCUUAAUCUCGGAUCCCGUACUCCUGGUGGGCACCACCAUCCAAUACACCUGCAACCCGGGCUUUGUGCUGGAAGGGAGCUCUCUUCUGACCUGCUACAGCCGCGAGACCGGCACGCCCAUCUGGACCUCGCGCCUGCCCCACUGCGUUUCGGAGGAGUCGCUGGCAUGUGAUAACCCUGGCUUGCCUGAAAACGGGUACCAAAUCCUGUACAAGAGGCUCUACCUGCCGGGAGAGUCCCUCACCUUCAUGUGCUACGAAGGCUUUGAGCUCAUGGGCGAAGUGACCAUUCGAUGCCUCCUGGGACAGCCAUCCCACUGGAACGGGCCACUGCCCGUGUGUAAAGUUAAUCAAGACAGCUUUGAACACGCAUUAGAAGUGGCAGAAGCGGCAGCAGAGACAUCGCUGGAAGGGGGAAACAUGGCGCUGGCAAUCUUCAUCCCUGUUCUCAUCAUCUCCUUACUGCUGGGAGGAGCCUACAUUUACAUCACCAGAUGCCGCUAUUACUCCAGCCUCCGCCUGCCCCUGAUGUACUCCCACCCCUACAGCCAGAUCACCGUGGAAACUGAGUUUGACAACCCCAUUUAUGAGACCGGGGAAACCAGGGAGUAUGAGGUGUCCAUUUAAGGAGAGCUAUGCGUGAGAAGGGAACUCACAGAUAGGAACUCAACUACACCUCCUCGAGAGAUUCAUCCAGAGACCACGCAGCAUUUGAUUGAAACCCCCAGAAUGUUUUGUCCGUCUUUUCUUUAGAGUCUUUAUGGAAGAUUUCCUGGUUUUUUUUUUCUUCGCUGUAUUUAUUAUAUUUAAAAUUGAAAUAGGGGUGGUUGGAGGUGUUGGAACUGCAGCCAGAUUCAUGAGACAGCCUCGACUCUGAGGGCAGACAGAGGACCAGCAAAAUGACCAACGUGGCGGCAGAGGGGAAAAAAGACACAAGCAGACGCUGGGUUUCUCCAUCAGCAAUGCCAGGCAAUGGCGGCAUCACAUCAGCCUCACGCAUCUUUGGGGUCCACGCCCACGGUGCUUUUAGGACAAAUCCAAGCCCAAGAUUAGGUUGGAAAGGUUGCGUCUUGGUGGAUUAACUCGGGUCGGACUCGAGCUUGAACAGGUCUGCUCCCAAACAAAUCCUGGGGUCGCUCUUCUGAUACUCUCCUCUUCUCCAAGGUCUUACCACGGCCCCUCCCCCUCCCCCGGUCCUCCUAAAGACGGCAGAGGGGUUUACGUGACCAUUUUCGUUUGCCACCCUGGCCUCGCCAGGGGCUGGCAGAAUCAGAAAAUGUUUCAGAGUAAAUGAGAGACCUGAAAAAGCUGGUGAAGUGUGGGGGUGACGGGGAACGUUGAGUGAGGGGACCCAGUGGAUACAAUGUUCUUUCCUGUGACGACUCCUUCAGUGGCGAAAGGGAAGGUUAUUUAUGCUGCAAGUGCCAGAGUCCAUCACCUUGUUCUGCAAAGGCCACCCUCAAGCUGGGACGGUAGAUCUGCGGGCUUUGGAGGCACGGGGAGCUUCACCCACAUGGUUAUAAGGGUCUGUGCUACAGGGGGAGGGACCACGUCCCGAAAUCCAGGGAGGAGCUCUGUCUGUUUUCCUGGAAUACUGCAACGCCGGAGCCUGCAAAAUAAGGGAGACUCGCGUGCCCUGUUUCUCUAAAAAGUGUCAGAAGAAACACCUGCAAUCAAGGAUUUCAGAAGGGAGGGUCCUAUGAGAAGAAACUGCUUUUCUGUUCUCCGAGGCUGUGCCCAAAUGUUGGACUGUGGCGUGAAUGCUGACCGUGGAGGGGCAGGAAAACGGGAGCAGGGGAUUUAAACCCACAACGGGAUCCUGGUCAUACAAUUUGAUCCCCACGGAGGACAGAAGGAGGAGUUUCAGGCGGGAAGAGAAACCCGAACGCCUCACUAAUCACCUGCACAUCCUCAGAUUUUAUCUGCAUCCUUUUGCUCCAACCCAGUGGGACUGGUGAGCGUGUGGUUCUCAGGAGGCUUCUUCUCCAAAUACGGAAUAAAGAAAAGGCAAGGGGUGAGGUUACGUGGAAGGAAUAGUACGGGCAAGGUAGAUUUGCCUCCCUGGACCGUCUCCUCCCUAGUGACGGCCGGUGGCUCAGAGAAAGACAGCCCCCGUGCUUUCGGAGCCCACGUUGGCACCCUCCCACACUCUCCAGAAUUGUUUUAUGUCAGCUGGUUUUCAAACAAGAAGAGAGCUCUCGGCUGCCAUGCCAUUGAAAGAAUGGCUGGAGUCCGUAUUUUGGUUAGCUUGUCUAGACAGCUCUGGACCAGGCUAGGGCAGUUGACUUUGACAUAGCCUUCUCCCGGCGAGACACCUGGGGUUCCAUCUUGGGGGAAUCAGAGGCCCAAAACUUUCUCCUUCUGCCAGAAAAGAAUCCUGCUUAUAUGCUCCUUAAGGCAUGCAUCCUGAUGCACAGCAAGAGAUCAUUAAAGGCUGCCUUCCAGCCACCCAAAACCCACCCCACUUUAUGCAAAAGAAAAACCCAGAGGAGAGUCAUUCCCGAUCAUCAUCAUCAGUAGGCAACCGUCAUGUUUGGAGAUGUCCCAACAAUGCAAACAAGGCAACCUUUUUUUUUUUUUUUUUUAAAGGGCAGACUCCAAUCUUAUGCUUUUGUUUCUGUUAUGCUUAUUCUAACCCUAACUCUGGGUCCUCUGGAAGGAAGAACUCGAUUAAUGAUAUUUAAUUUUAGAGCAUACUAUGGUUACAUGGAAACUAAACAUUUGCCUUUCAUCAAGACUGACAAAAUAUGAAAUCCUUCUUGGCUGUUGAGGGAUAGAAAGGUGUUGGGUUUUUGUUGUUUUUUUUUCAGGAUACCGAUGUCUUAGUUCUGUCUUAGUGGUACAGCACAUAGAACCAUGUUUUAAACAUUUAUUUUCAUCUAAAGGUGGAUCGUGUGAGCUUGGCAAUGUACAGUGUGACUGAAAAGGCAGGUUGGUGUCUGUUUUUCUUUUUAGAAUAUCUGAAUGUGUGUUUGUAAAGGUAAAAACAUAAAAAUAGUGCCAAAAAUGUACCAUGCGUCUCAUUUAGGCUCAUACACGUCUGUUUUUAUAAGGUCGAUGUUAAAACCCAUCGGGAUUCAAUAUUUUUGAACGGGAUACAAUCUUGAGCAACUCGAGAACCAACCCACGGGACCUUUCCUACAAGCCCCUCUUUGUUUUCAAAACAGUGGGGAAAUCGUUUACAGAGAUUUCAAGGUUCAAAGAAUGCAUGUGAUGGUGGGUAUUACAUGCUAAUUCAUAUAAGCUGUAUCUGUCAGCUGCCGCCCUGUGCUUUACAAACACACACACUCGAUCCUCUUUGGCUUGGAGCUCAUCUUUUUGCUUUUUUUUUGGGGGGGGGGGAUGGGGAGGAGUAGAAUUAUUUAGCCAACGGAAGUACUCUGGUUGCUGCGUGAGGGCCGUCCUUACUUGGUUCCACAGACAUGCUUUAAAUAAGAUCUUUUGCAGCCAGCUCCUUGGAAAGCCUACGGAGCCUCAGGCUGACAGCUUUGGCAACUGCCAAACUGCCCAGCAGGAAGCAAGUGGCCGCAUCAUCAGGAUGGUUGUAUAAGCAGAAGUGACUUGGUAAAUGUAUGGGUAGAUUUAGGCUGAAUGUGAGCCUCGGGCAAAAAAUGACCUUUCUUUGGAGUAAAUCCAAAGGGUAUGACUUUCCUAUGCCCUUGAGUCGUCAUGGGGGAGGGGGGGGGGCCAUUCGAGGUCAGAGAUUACGGAAUGUUGUCCAGCACCCUCAAUGGUAGGCUUUCACCUGGGACGUUUUCAUUUUCAUUUUAUCCCCAAACAGAAGAAAAAGCAAAACAAACUUUCUAAGCUAGAAUAAUGAAGUCAAGUCAUUUUCCACUUUGUAUAUAUUGAUGCUAAUAAAACAAAUGAAAAAGA